AGCAGCCGCAGGAAAUUGCCGCGAGUCCUUGUUGAGCAAACUUUCGCUGUUGUCGCGUCCCAAGCGGAGCGUGCACAUGUCGCCCAGGGUUGGACAGAAACAGAGAAGCAAACUUUUCUGCCGCCGCGCAUGCAAGUAGGGGGACGGGGCGGUUCGGAAAGCUGAUCGGUCGAGGCUUUCGGCUCCAUCGCCGGGGAAGCGAUGGGAUUUAGCAGCGGCCAAGAACCAAACUGACGGGGGAAGGAAGAAGAGCAGCGACGGAUAUAUGAAAAGAGCUAUUCCCGGUGGGAGAAAGGAGGCGAUUCAUGGGACUGGCUGUGCCACCGACGGACCACCUCUUUUUCGCUGCUCCUUGGGCGUCUGGAUGAGCAGCUGGUGCCGCGACGGGAGGAAGCGGCCGUGAAUGAAGGGACGCGAUGGUGAGGAGGGGAUCUGCUUUUGGGAACUGCGCGCGGGGAAGACGCCACCCAGGGUGAGACGCGUUACAAGGCGAGUGGCAGGUUCACUUUGGAGCAGGAUUUGGUGGCGGAGAGAGGAGCCAUUUUGAACUCUUUUGAAAAGAACAGGGGAAAAAAACACUUGAAGGUUGGCAAAAGUUUAUCCCCAAGCCAUCUUGUUUCCUUCUUGGGAGCGGCCCGUGCCCCUUGGAGACCCCUGAGGGGAAGCCAAAAGCUCUUUUCCUUGCUCCCCCCAGCUGCUCAUGGACGAGGCCGGAUGAGCAGCUCAGGGGGGUGGAUGGGUUUUGUCGCCCUUUGGCCGCCAUCCCUGCCUCGUCAGCCUUGGAGAUGCUGCUCCGCUUCCCGGUGGCCGUCUGGCUGUCGUGGCUCGCGCUCCUGGUGCCGGCGGCGGGCUGGGAGUUACACCUCGCCGGCGGCCCGGAGGGCGCCUUGUUGCUGGACCUCUCGCUGGGACCUGAGUGGCUCUAUGCGCUGGACGAGACUCUGACGCCCCGCCAGUUGAGGGACGCCGUCGAGGUGACGACCGACGGGCUGCUGAGGAGGACGAAGAAGCCCGUGGAGUGCGCCGGCUUGGCGCGCAACCCGCUGCCUCUCCGCUUGCGCCUGGUUUCCCGCGGCGGCGUCCUCUCUCUACGCCUGGCGGCUUACUUGCACGGCCCCGGCUGCCCCAGCCAACGGACCGGCGGCAAGGGCAGGGCUCAGCCGCACCUUUGCGUCCUCCCAGGCCUCCCCUUGAGGCAGCUGCCCUCCCUGCUCUGCUUCCCCUCUGCCCCUAAACAGCAGAUGCCCCCAAAGGAGGGGGAGGCGGAGGGAAGGCUACUGCUCUCUGCCCUCAUGACCUUGACCAGUUUCCCACAGUGUCGGUGUCCCCAGGGCAGCCCCUUGGGCUGCAGGAGCCAGGUAGCAGAGGGAGGGAAAGGAGUUGGCUGCCAGCAGCCCUCAGAGACCAGCCGCCUGUGGCUGCUUUGUAAGGUGAGGAGGGCUCCGGGGGAUGUCCUGGUAGGGUUGGGGAGCCCCUAUGUUGGGGGAAUGAAGCAGGUGGUGGGUGGAGAAGAAGGUCAGAGUAGGUUGGAGGUGGGUAGAAACAGGCAGGCAGUCUCCCCAGAGUUUUGGACAGGGAGGGAAAGCAGCUGGGAUUCUUGGCCUCGAGGGCCCCGGAGAAUGAGGAGCGUGAACACCUCACCACAGUUCAAGCUGCCCAAUUACCAGGUGUCGAUUGCGGAGAACCAGCCUGCAGGCACUGCGGUCAUCACCCUAGAAGCCCAUGACCCAGAUGAUGGGGAGGCCGGCCGGCUGACAUAUUCCAUGGAGGCAUUCUUUGACAAGCGCUCGGAUGAUUACUUCUCCAUCGACUCUGAGACAGGAGUAGUGGUUACCACCCGUAGCCUGGACCGGGAGACUAAGGAUACCCACGUGCUUCAAGUGACUGCAGCGGACCAUGGCUUGCCACGGCAUCGAUCAGCCAUCACCUUCUUGACGGUAACUGUGAGUGACACCAAUGACCACGGGCCAGUGUUUGAGCAGCCUGAGUACAGAGAGAACAUUCGAGAGAAUCUAGAGGUGGGUUAUGAGGUGCUGACUAUUCGUGCCACAGAUGAGGAUGCCCCAGACAAUGCUAACUUGCUGUAUCGUAUCCUGGAACCAGGUGCUGGGGAAGGGGUCUUUGAGAUUGACCCACACUCUGGUGUUGUGAGGACUUGUGCUCCUGUAGACCGAGAGGAGGUCUCUGAAUACCAUCUUGUGGUAGAAGCCAAUGACCAGGGCAAAGACCCAGGUCCUCGAAGUGCCACCGUCACAGUGCAUAUCACAGUUGAAGAUGAGAAUGACAAUUCCCCUCAGUUCAGUGAGAAACGCUACUUGGUACAAAUCCCAGAGAAUACCCUUGUAAACAGCCAAGUGCUGCAGGUGCAAGCUACUGACCGUGACCGUGGCAACAAUGCCCAGGUACACUACAGCAUUGUGAGUGGGAACCUCAAGGGGCAGUUUUACAUCCAUUCAUUUUCUGGCUCUAUUGACUUGAUCAACCCCCUUGACUAUGAGACUAUUCGAGAAUACACGCUAAGGAUCAAGGCCCAGGAUGGGGGAAGGCCUCCACAGAUAAAUUCUAGUGGGAUGGUGUCCAUUCAAGUGUUGGAUGUAAAUGAUAAUGCCCCCAUUUUUGUAAGCACCCCCUUUCAAGCCACAGUACUAGAGAACGUCCCCCUAGGCUAUUCAGUGUUACACAUUCAGGCAGUAGAUGCUGACUCUGGGAAUAAUGCCCGCUUGGAAUACAAACUCGUUGAGCUGUCUCAGCCUUCUGCUCUAGCGCCCCCAGGUGGGGACACAGGCUUUCCAUUCCAGAUCAACAAUAGUACUGGGUGGAUUAUAGUGUCAGCUGAGCUUGACCGAGAGACUGUCGAGAACUACCAUUUUGGGGUGGAGGCCAGGGACCACGGAGUGCCUGUCAUGACUUCCUCAGCCAGUGUAUCUAUCACUGUCUUUGAUGUCAAUGAUAACAGCCCUACUUUCACUGAAAAAGUUUAUCAGCUCAGGCUUAACGAGGAUGCCGCAGUAGGCAGCAGUGUCUUGACACUGACAGCAGUGGACAAGGAUGUGAACAGUGUGGUUACCUACCAGAUCACUAGUGGCAACACAAGGAACCGUUUCGCUAUCACUAGUCAGAGUGCAGGUGGGCUGAUCACUCUGGCCUUACCCCUGGAUUACAAGCAGGAAAGGCAGUAUGUGCUAACGAUCACUGCUUCAGAUGGAACUCUGUUUGACACUGUUCAAGUCUUCAUCAAUGUCACAGAUGCCAACACACACCGGCCAGUUUUCCAGAGUUCCCACUACACAGUGAGCAUCAGUGAAGACAAGCCCAUUGGAACACCCAUUGUAACAAUCAGUGCCACUGACGAGGAUACUGGGGAGAAUGCUAGGAUCACUUACAUACUGGAGGAUAGCAUCCCUCAGUUCCGCAUUGACGCUGACACAGGCACAAUCACCACUUUGAUGGAGUUAGACUAUGAAGACCAAGCCUCUUACACUUUGGCCAUCACAGCCCAGGACAAUGGGAUCCCUCAAAAGUCUGACACCACCUAUGUGGAGAUCCUCAUUCUGGAUGCCAAUGACAAUGCACCCCGUUUCCUUCGUGACCGCUAUCAGGGUGCUGUCUUUGAAGAUGUGCCUCUUUCCACCAGCGUCUUGCAGGUGUCUGCUACUGACCGUGAUUCAGGCCCUAAUGGCCGCCUCCUUUAUACAUUCCAGGGUGGUGAUGAUGGUGAUGGAGAUUUUUACAUAGAGGCCACAUCAGGGGUGAUAAGGACACUGCGCAAACUGGAUCGUGAGAAUGUGGCUGUCUACAGCCUGAGAGCUUUUGCUGUGGACAGGGGCAGUCCACCCCUCAAAGCCUAUGUGGAUAUUCAGGUCACUGUGCUGGAUAUCAAUGAUAAUCCACCUGUCUUUGAACAAGAUGAAUUUGAUAUUUUUGUGGAGGAGAAUAGCCCUGUUGGUUCCAUUGUGGCCCGGAUCAGUGCUGUAGACCCUGAUGAGGGAACUAAUGCACAGAUCAUGUAUCAAAUUGUGGAAGGGAACAUUCCUGAGGUCUUUCAGCUUGACCUUCUUAAUGGUGAUCUCACAGCCCUGAUGGAUCUAGAUUAUGAGACCCAGACAGAGUAUGUAAUUGUGGUGCAAGCUACCUCAGCCCCACUUGUGAGCCGAGCCACUGUACACAUACGCCUGCUAGAUCAGAACGACAACCCUCCUGUGCUGCAAGACUUCCAGAUCCUCUUCAACAAUUAUGUCACCAAUAAGUCUAAUAGUUUCCCUUCUGGAGUGAUUGGCAAGAUCCCUGCCCAUGAUCCCGAUAUAUCUGACCAACUUGAUUACACCUUUGUCCAGGGCAAUGAGUUAAAUCUGCUGCUUUUGGACUCUGCUACUGGAGAACUUAAGCUCAGUCGGGAUCUGGACAACAACAGACCCUUGGAGGCCAUCAUGAGAGUUUCCGUUUCAGAUGGCAUUCACAGCGUUACAGCACUUUGCACCUUACGGGUGACAAUAAUCACUGAUGAUAUGCUGACCAACAGUAUCACAGUACGACUAGAAAACAUGUCUCAAGAGAAGUUUCUCUCUCCGCUGCUUGCUCUUUUUGUGGAAGGUGUGGCUACUGUAUUGUCGACCACCAAAGAGGGCAUUUUUGUCUUCAACAUUCAAAAUGACACAGACGUCAGCUCCAAUAUUCUGAAUGUGACGUUUUCUGCUUUGCUUCCUGGCGGCAUUCGAAACAAGUUCUUCCCCUCUGAGGAUCUUCAGGAGCAGAUAUACCUCAACAGGACACUCCUUACAUUGAUAUCUACCCAGCGAGUGCUGCCUUUUGAUGACAACAUUUGUCUGCGGGAACCUUGUGAAAACUACAUGAAGUGUGUGUCUGUGCUCAAGUUUGACAGCUCUGCUCCAUUUAUCAGCUCAAACACUGUCCUGUUUCGACCCAUACACCCCAUCAAUGGGCUGAGGUGUCGGUGUCCUCCUGGGUUUACAGGUGACUACUGUGAAACAGAGAUUGACCUGUGCUACUCCAAUCCCUGUGGAAACAAUGGCCUUUGUCGAAGCCGAGAGGGAGGCUACAUUUGUGAAUGUUAUGAAGACUACACUGGAGAAUAUUGUGAAAUGAAUGCUCGCUCUGGGCGCUGCGCUCCAGGAGUGUGCAAGAAUGGAGGGACGUGUGUUAAUCUGCUCAUAGGAGGUUUCAAAUGUGAAUGCCCUGCUGGCGAAUACGAGAGACCUUACUGUGAGAUGACCACAAGAAGCUUUCCUCCAGAAUCAUUUGUCACCUUCAAGGGAUUAAGGCAACGCUUCCAUUUCACUGUCUCUCUCAUGUUUGCAACCAGGGAAAGGAAUGCUCUGCUGCUCUACAAUGGGCGUUUUAAUGAAAAACAUGAUUUUAUUGCACUUGAAAUAAUUGAAGAACAAAUCCAACUGACAUUCUCUGCAGGAGAAACCACAACAACCGUUGCCCCAUUUGUUCCUGGAGGGGUUAGUGAUGGGCAGUGGCACUCUGUUCAAGUGCAGUACUAUAACAAGCCCAACAUAGGAAGAUUAGGCAUUCCUCAUGGACCUUCAGGAGAGAAGGUGGCAGUCGUAACAGUGGAUGACUGUGAUACUGCAGUGGCUGUGCGUUUUGGAAGUCUCAUUGGAAACUACUCAUGCGCUGCUCAGGGAACACAGACUGGCUCAAAAAAGUCUUUGGAUCUAACUGGUCCUUUGCUUCUUGGAGGAGUUCCAAACCUGCCUGAAGAUUUUCCUGUGCACAACAGACAGUUUGUUGGCUGUAUGAGGAACCUCUCCAUUGACAGCAAGCCAAUCGACAUGGCCAGUUUUAUAGCCAACAAUGGCACUCUUGCAGGCUGUUUAGCUCAGAAGAAUUAUUGCACCACCAACUGGUGUCAGAAUGGAGGCACCUGUGUGAACAAAUGGAAUACCUAUACUUGUGAGUGUCCCCUGCGGUACGGUGGGAAAAACUGCGAGCAAGUAAUGCCUUUCCCUCAGCGUUUCACUGGGGAGAGCAUCAUCAUCUGGAGUGAUCUCGAUAUCACUAUUUCUGUGCCGUGGUACAUUGGUCUCAUGUUUAGAACGCGGAAGGUUAAUGGCAUGUUGAUGCAAGCAAAUGCAGGGGUAUCAUCUAAGAUCAACAUUCAGAUACUGAACAAAUAUGUGGUAUUUGAAGUCUAUGAUGGACUGAAUCAGGUGGCUAGUUUGUGGAUGACUCAGUCCCGAAUCAGUGAUGGUGAGUGGCAUCACUUGCUAAUAGAGCUGAAGAGUGCGAAAGAUGGCAAAGAUAUCAAGUAUCUGGCUGUUGUGUCCUUGGACUAUGGGAUGUAUCAGGGUACAGUACAGAUUGGAAAUCAGUUGCCUGGAUUAAAAAUGAAAAACAUUAUUGUGGGAGGUGUCUCUGGAGAUCAAGUCUCUGUGCAGCAGGGCUUCUAUGGCUGUCUCCAGGGAGUGAGAAUGGGAGAGACGUCUACAAAUGUAGCUGCUUUGAACAUGAAGCAGGCAAUCAAGAUUAAUGUCAAGGAAGGCUGUGAAGUGGACAAUCCAUGUGAUUCAAACCCUUGUCCCCAGCACAGCUAUUGUAGUGAUGACUGGGACAGCUAUACAUGUGUCUGUGAUCCAGGAUACUUUGGGACAGAGUGUGUUGAUGUGUGUAGCCUGAACCCAUGUGAACAUGUCUCUGCUUGUGUCCAUAAGCCCAGCUCUUCUCAUGGAUACACCUGUGAAUGUGGGCAAAGCUAUUAUGGACAGUACUGUGAGAGCAAAAUUGAUUUGCCUUGUCCUAGAGGUUGGUGGGGAAAUCCCAUUUGCGGGCCCUGUAAUUGUGACAUUAAUAAGGGAUUUGAUCCUGACUGCAAUAAGACUAAUGGAGAAUGUCAGUGUAAGGCAAACCAUUACAGACCACAAAGCAGUGACAGCUGUUACCCAUGUGACUGUUUCCCUUCUGGUUCCCAUACUCGCACCUGUGACAUGGAAACAGGGCAGUGUCCCUGUAAACCAGGAGUGAUUGGGCGACAAUGCAAUCGCUGCGACAAUCCCUUUGCUGAAGUUACUGUUCAUGGCUGUGAAGUGGUUUACAAUGGAUGCCCCAAAGCAUUUGAAGCUGGCAUUUGGUGGCCACAGACCAAAUUUGGACAACCUGCUGCAGUGCCCUGUCCCAAGGGAUCAAUGGGAAAUGCUGUUCGGCACUGUAACAGUGAGAAAGGCUGGCUUCCUGCAGAACUUUUUAACUGUACAACCUACAGCUUUGUCGAUCUUAAACUCAUGAAUGAAAAGCUUCUCCGUAAUGAGACCAAUAUGGAUGGUGACAAGUCAGUGCAGAUAGCCAAAGUGCUUCAGAAUGCCACGAACCACACAAGUUCCUUCUACGGCAAUGACAUACGGACAGCCUACCAGAUGAUGAUCAGGGUGCUGCAGUAUGAAAGUGAACAACAAGGGUUUGAUCUGGCUGCAACAAGAGAUGUGGAGUUCAAUGAGAAUAUCAUAAAAGCAGGUAGUGCUCUACUGGACCCUAGUACCAAAGAGCAUUGGGAACACAUCCAAAGGACAGAGGGGGGCACAGUGCACUUGCUGAAACAUUACGAGGAAUAUUUCCAUAAUAUGGCAAAGAACAUGAAAAAAACGUACAUGAAACCAUUCAUAAUUGUUACCACAAAUAUGAUUAUUGCUGUUGACAUCUUUGAAAAGUCUAAUUUUACGGGAGCUAAAGUACCGCAGUUUGGUGUGAUUAAAGGAGAUUAUCCUAGAGAUUUGGAAUCAUCUGUUUUGUUUCCUGACACUUUGUUCAGAGCUUCUGAUAGAAAAGCAAUUCCUACAAUGAAGCCUUCAAACUUUAGAUUGUCUUCUAAGAUGGAAGAUGAGAUUUUAAAGAGUAAAAAUGUACUUUCAAAAAGAAAGCGUCGGCAUCCAGAGGAGUCUAACCGACAUGCUGUUGCUAUAGUGAUUAUAUACCGAACCCUGGGGCAGUUUCUACCUGAGAGCUAUGAUCCAGACCGAAGGAGCUUAAGAUUACCCAAUCGGCCCAUCAUUAACAGCCCAAUAAUCAGUGCAAUAGUUUAUAGAGAUGGGGAGUCUUUACCAAAUCUUCUGGAGAGCCCCAUUACAUUUGAGCAUGUAAUGCUGGAAACAGAGGAGAGAACAAAGCCAGUUUGUGUGUUCUGGAACCACUCAAUUGCAAUUGGACAAACAGGAGGCUGGUCCUCAAAGGGAUGUGAGCUGUUUUCUAGAAGCCAGAGCCGUAUUGUCUGCCAGUGCAACCAUAUGACCAGUUUUGCUGUCCUAAUGGAUAUUUCAAAACGUGAAAAUGGCGAGGCCCUUCCUCUCAAGAUUAUCACUUACACAACUGUCUCCAUCUCACUGGUGGCUUUGCUGCUCACCUUUAUCCUCCUUGUCCUGAUCCGAACACUGCGCUCCAACCUGCACAGCAUCCACAAAAACCUGGUGGCUGCCCUCUUCUUCUCAGAGUUAGUCUUCCUGAUGGGAAUCAACCAGACAGAAAAUCCGUUUGUGUGCACUGUGAUAGCCAUUCUUUUGCACUACUUCUACAUGAGCACCUUCGCUUGGAUGUUCGUUGAACAGCUUCAUAUCUACCGGAUGCUGACUGAAGUGAGAAACAUCAAUUUUGGACACAUGAGGUUCUACUACGUCAUGGGCUGGGGGAUUCCUGCCAUUAUAACAGGACUUGCAGUAGGUCUGGAUCCACAGGGCUAUGGGAACCCAGAUUUCUGCUGGCUCUCUGUUCAUGACACCCUGAUUUGGAGCUUUGCAGGGCCCAUUGUGAUUGUUGUGGUUAUCAACAUCGUAAUCUUCAUACUAGCAGUGAAAGCAUCAUGCAGACGAAGGCAGCGUUCACUGGAAAAAACUGGAGUCAUCUCUGUAUUGCGGACCGCCUUUCUACUACUGCUCUUGAUCAGCGCUACCUGGUUGCUAGGUCUGUUGGCAGUGAACAGUGAUGUAAUGACAUUUCACUACCUCUUUGCUAUCUUCAGCUGCUUACAGGGCCUGUUCAUCUUUUUCUUCCACUGUAUAUUCAAUAAGGAAGUGAGGAAACAUUUGAAGAAUACUUUCACUGGAAAGAAGCCACUCCCAGAUGAUUCCACAACAACGAGAGCUACACUAUUAACCCGGUCUCUGAACUGUAAUGACACAUAUAUAGAAGAAUCAAAUAUGUAUCGCACAACUAUUGGGGAAUCAACUGUCUCCUUAGAAAGCACCGUCAGGUCAGCCAAGAGUCACAAUAGCUACCUUGCUUAUAUUCUCAGAGAUGAAGCCACCCAGAAGCUUAGCAUGUCAUCAAGCCAAGCAAGAGCUGGUCAGACAGAAGGUGAUUCCUCCAUCUUCCACAGAAAGCCAUCAAAAUCCAAUGAGAACGAUUCUGACUCUGACAGUGAGUUAUCGCUUGAUGAACACAGCAGUUCGUAUGCCUCUUCUCACUCUUCAGAUAGUGAGGAAGAUGGGAUGGAAGCAGAAAAAAAAUGGAACACAGCAACCUCGAAAAACAAUGACCGGGGUCCACUCCACAGCACUCCCAAAGUGGAUUCUGUUCCCAAUCACGUAAAACCCUAUUGGCCUUCUGAGGGCAUAACAGCAAGUGAUGGUGAGGAGCCAAGUGCAAAGCAAAAGCUGAAGGUGGAAACCAAGGUGAACGUGGAACUUCACCAGGAAAAUCAAGCAAACUACAGCAGCGAAGUACCUCAGGAUAAAGAGAAUGAAUGGCAACAAAAGAACAAGCCACUGACGCAACAGAACCACCAGCAGCCAGAACAGAGGAAAGGCAUAUUGAAGAAUAAAGUCACCUACCCACCCCCAUUAGUGGACAAAAACAUGAAGAAUCGACUACGGGAAAAACUGUCAGAUUAUAAUCAAACGACUAUCUCAUCCAAAAUGACUUCCAUUGGGACUAACAAUGGUAUUUGCACCACUUCAGAUUCUGCAGUAACAAUAAAAAACCCACGAAGAGAUCAGCCUCCAGAACAAAUAAAUGGUUUAGCCAUGAAUGUCUGUGUGGGAACAGUGACUGCUGAAACCUCCGAUUCUGAAGGCAGUAAUGAAACUUCAAUUUGAAUCAUCAGGAAAUUGUGACACCUGCUGCAACUUGGGAGACUACUCUGCUGUGAUGUCACUUCCUCGGGACCUUUUGAUUCUGUGUUCGCCAAGGAUGUUGCAUCUGGGAAAAAUUCCCCUUUAUGGCACAUUUGUGACCAUUCCCAGUUUCCUGAGAGGUGCUCAGUAAAGCUGUUUAUGGUGCAUUCAGUGCCUGCCUAACCGCAUCAAAUGUGCCAAAACACGUGGAGAUCAAUAAACGGAACUCACUACUGGAGAACAAUGCCUUUUGGAAAAGUGAACAGAGCCAUAGAAAUCCUGCAAGGGCUGCCAGGCAGGCCAGUCCAUACUAAUUAAUGACUUGAGAUGGUCAAUAAUACAAUAGACAUACCGUCAACCAAGCCCUGCCUGCUCUUACUCUUAAUCCGUGUUGGGGUUUUGUUCUGUUCCAAUGGGAUCUCUGAACUCAGGAGCAAAAACUUAUCACACCAAGUGCCCUUUCAGUUCAUUUGCCAGCUUCUAUGUCAGCUUGUGAUGGACAUUUUGUCUUAAAAUACCAUCAUUUUGAUAUAAAUAUAUAUAUAUAUAUAGCUGUAGAUAUUUUUUAUAUUUUGUAUGGUGAUUCUUUAAAAGAUUCUUUUGUACAUUUCACAUAUAUACUGAUUUUCUUAAAUUUAAUAGCAGGAGAGUAAUUGUGGAAGAGCUUUGAUAUUUUUUAUAUUAAAAAGAAUUGCACAAGUGUACUUGAAUUUGGCAUUUCAGGUUGGAGAAGUAUAACUAAUGACAACAUCAAGCCUAAGAGUAAUGCAGUCUUUUUAAAAAAGGUUGUCAUGUAUCUUUGGACAUUUACAUUCAUGAACAGAAUUUGUCAGAAUAAUCUGAAAUAUUUUAAAGGACUCGGUGUGUAUUUUAUAGUAGUGACACCAACCAACCAUCCAAUAACAAAAUAUUUCUAAAGAAGUUUGGCCUUUUCCCACUAUUCAUCUACACACGGACAUUUUCUUUCCUAUGGAGUUGACAUCCUGUCUCCAUCUUAGGGUUUGAAAUUUUUCUUAUGAGUAAAAUUAUACAUUUAUUUUCCUGCCGUGGAUUUCCUAUUGACAGUCCUCCUCCUCUCCCCACCCCUUUGGUAAAUCAGAACCAAAAAAAAAAAAAAAGCCAAAGGAUGCUUCAGUUGAAAAUUCUCAGUGAAUUGACAACUAUUCACUUAUUUAAAAAAAACAUGAAACAAGUAUUGUAAAGUGAACAAAAAGGUUUAAGGGGCAGUGUCAGCCUUCUCUGGUGUCAUCAGAGGACACUUGGGAAAUGUAAAUCUCUUAGAGAAUACUUCUGCUAUUGGAUACUUUAUGCCUUGACUUUGACUCAAAAUGAGCCUUUCAGCUUUUGGACACAAUCCGUUGGGAAUUUCACUUAUACAAGUAUCUGGAAUUAACCAAAAUUAUGUUAGGGCACACCUGGCUAGCAUGAAUUAUAUAAGCUAGGCAGUAUCUCGUCCAAAUUUUGCCUUAAUCAUGAGCUCACUAAAGGGUGUUGCCUCACACCCUUAAAUGAGCGCAAAAGUAAGGCAAACCAGGCAAGACGAGUGCCCCCUUCAUCCUAGUGCCCCUUCUCAUUGCUGAAAUAUGGGAAUGAUACUGGUCUACCUUACCAUGUUGUUGUAAUGAUUUUUCAGAUAAUAUAUGUGACGUGCUUUCAACACUCAUCAAAAGAGCUAAUUGAAUGUGAAAUACUUGCUUCAGAGAAACUUUCCCUCAUUUCAUUCUUUCCAUUCCCACUAAGUGCAAGGAGUAACUUUUCAGAAUAAGCAUAAAAGUGAUUUGACACACUAGCUGAACCAUGUUAUGUGGUUUCAGAGUUCUUCCUGAGGUAGCCAGCAUGGUGUAGUGGUUAAAGUGCUGGACUGGGACCUGGGAGACCAGGGUUCAAAUCCCUGCGCGGCCACAAGGUGAACAGAAGUUCACAGGGUGACCUUGGGCCAGUCACUGUCUCUCAGCCUACCAGGAUGAGAGUCUCUAUCAGAGGUGGUGCUGGAAAGCCCAAAGAACCUUUUGGGAAUUUUCCUUUCCUGUGCUAACCACAGGGGUUUACUGUUCUUUUGGGGUGAGGGAGCUUUGCACACUAAAGUUUAAAUAAAUCCAAUUCAGACAGACAGAUUUCUUUUUCCUAUAGUACUACAGUAUCGAAGAGAAAUUCCCAGUAGAUUGUGUUUUCUGUUCAUGAUCAAUCAUUUCCAGUGUCAGUUAAAUGAUAUAUAUUUUGUACAUAAUGCUAGUCCUCCUAGCUACAGAAACAUUGUCUUCGUUUGUGCGCAUAAGUGUGAGAAAAUAAGCAGAGUCAGACCUAAUGAUUCAUGAAUUCUACUACUAAGCACAACAAAUAAAUAAAAUAUACAGUAAGCUUACACAGGUUUUAAUAUGUUCUCAAGCAGGGUAAAGAGAUUUAAAUCAAGGGGAUUUAAAUCAUGACUUAAUUCACUAAGAAAAAGAGCCAGUUUAAAUCACUGUCUUAAAUCAAGUGUUCAAUUUUCUAUUUCACAUAAUUACUGGGAAAGAAUACAAACUAAUUGGGUGCUGCAAUAAUUAACUGAAUGAAGCCUUUAUAUUACGCAGCAGCAGCAUUCAAAACCUCUGGCCAUGCAGGCCUCCAUGCCAUUUGCACUACAGAAUUUAUACUUGCCUGGGGAAGAAGUUGUAAAAUUAACUAUGUUUGUGUCACACAGAUAAGGACUGUAAGUAGGAUUGCUAACCUGAAUGCCCAGAAGUGCCUUUCCAGAAGCAAAGGCCUUUAUAAUUUAUGGGCUGAAGUGUUUUUCCAUAAUGAGGAAAUCAUUUUUAUAUCUCCUUUUGGGGGAGGCGGUGUCGAUAAGACUAUAAAUAUCCCCAAUUUGUACAAGAAUAAAUGCACGUGUCAUAUUUAUGAUACUUGAUCUCAAAAUUUCUAUAGUUGCCCUUUGUUCAUUUGCGUGGAAAAGCAGACAAGUCACUGGACUUGAUGCAGCCUGGUGAAGCCCUGCUGAUUUCAGUGCAAGAGUUACGCAUGUGCUUAAAUCUUUCUCUCUUUGAAAUCAGUGAGUUUUAUAUGUGCUGAACUUUGUUAAGGUCAGAAAUAGAGUUUUCAGAUAUUAUGAAUGCAGCCUUUUAAUGUCUGUAGGGCAUUCAGAUAUUAUAAACUACUUUAUUUAAGGGAUACUUAAUAACUGGAUUUAAAAGAACAAAUCAGAAAUCCUUUAAUUGAAUUUUUUUUAACCAACACCUUUUCAGAGAUAGGGAAAGAGUCUGGAAAGAGUAAAAAAAAGUAUUGCUUUGAUGCUGUGUGAAACUUUGAUGUAAAAAUUUUUGAAUAUGAAACUAUCUGCCUAUCAUACUUGGGUAUGUGCUAAAUGAUGUUACAGCUGUUUCACAUCUAUGUGUAUAUUUUGCCCCAAUGAGAUGUAGUUAGUUAUUUUUGAUUAGAACAGUUACAGUAAGAGCGUCAGCUGCGCUAACCACAGGGGGAAAAAAUGAAAACCUGUUUUUUACAAUUUAUUGCAGACUAGACACUGGAGGAUUUUUUAAAACAAAUGUAUAUUUAUUAAAGUGCAGAACACUGGAAUUGAAGCACAGAUGAG
Messenger RNA from Rhineura floridana, 13629 nucleotides. It is a transcript of the gene CELSR1, whose product is annotated as cadherin EGF LAG seven-pass G-type receptor 1. The transcript is spliced from 35 exons. Gene Ontology annotation, biological process: G protein-coupled receptor signaling pathway; homophilic cell-cell adhesion; cell surface receptor signaling pathway. The record is from RefSeq and is a predicted model, not a curated record. NCBI's taxonomy places the organism in Eukaryota, Metazoa, Chordata, Lepidosauria, Squamata, Rhineuridae. Gene Ontology annotation, molecular function: G protein-coupled receptor activity; calcium ion binding. Gene Ontology annotation, cellular component: plasma membrane. Bases 786 to 10043 code for a protein of 3085 amino acids.